Ctenocephalides felis (cat flea) is the source of this 792-nucleotide messenger RNA. RefSeq names its product zinc finger protein 677-like. The transcript has a single exon. Gene Ontology annotation, biological process: regulation of transcription by RNA polymerase II. Lineage: Eukaryota; Metazoa; Arthropoda; Insecta; Siphonaptera; Pulicidae. Bases 1 to 792 code for a protein of 263 amino acids. The record is from RefSeq and is a predicted model, not a curated record. Gene Ontology annotation, cellular component: nucleus. Gene Ontology annotation, molecular function: RNA polymerase II transcription regulatory region sequence-specific DNA binding; DNA-binding transcription factor activity, RNA polymerase II-specific.
AUGCAUUCCAAUGAACUUCCCCCGCCUCAAACAUUGCUAGCUGAUCCUCAGUUCGGAACUCAAAUUCAUGGAAAUCCCGAUUUUAUUUAUCCUACUUACGUGAAAAAUGGACGCACACGCGAAAAACGCUACAAGUGCCAUAAAUGUCCAUCGGCGUUUGAGAAAAGAGAACAAUAUCGAGUGCACAUGACUUUACAUGGGGCACAGCAGAGGUAUAAAUGUGAAGCUUGCGAUUACUCUGUUAAAUAUUAUGCUAAUUAUGUUCAGCAUAUGAAGAAACACCAAGUCAGUGCUGAUGCUCAGGCAGCUAGACGUUCCUUGUUAGGCAUUUCUGAUAAUAACAGUAGUCUGGAAAAUAUUGAAGAAAAUAAAGACUACCGUCCGAUGAGCUUUGCUCAAAAACAAGCUGAAGCAAUAAAAGCAUUAAAAUCUGAGGCCAAACAUCGUUGCAAAUCAUGCCCCUUUGUUGGAUUGACUGCCGCAUCUUUAGAAGAACAUACCGCUCACCACGGCGGAGAAGGUACCAAUAAAUGUAACCACUGUGAUUAUGUAUGCCCUCGGGAACAGUCAUUAAGUGAACAUGAGGGCCUACAUUUUCUAGUCGAUAAUAGUUUAACCCCAGAAGCAUAUAUGAACCCAACAGGUCUGUCUUUAGUUUAUCGCAGUGAAGAAAAUGACAAAGAAGGUGAAGAAUGCAUACUUUUUGAUGACUCAAAUGUUGCUCCUCCUCCAGUCAUUAGGGAUUCUGAAAAAAUUUAUGUGGAUUUGCCGAAACGCACUGCGAAGAAUUAA